AUGGCGGACGGAGAGGAUAGGUCUCGUAAUGUCGAGAUAAACAUCAAGACUGACACCGGUAAGAUCAUCGCUCUCAAAUUCAAACCCUCAAACACCAUUCGUAGCGUCAAGUUCAAGAUUCAGGAUAAGGAACAUAUUCCCUUUGACCACCAGGACUUGAUCUUCAAUGGGAAGGUGCUUGAGAACAUACAUACCCUUGAAAACUUGAACAUCAAGGAACAAUCCACCAUCACAGUCACUGGUAGAUCAGUGGAAAUGCUAAAACUACAUGUCUUUACUUUCAUGGGAAAGACAAUCUCUUUGUCGCUCUACCCCACAUGCACCAUUGCUGAUGUGAAAAACAAGAUCAAAUGUGUAGAAGAUAUUCCCUGUGAGGAGCAGGUUUUGAUCUUUGGAGAAAGAGUCCUAGGGGAUAGGGAUACCCUUUUUGACUACUACAUUAUCCGCGAUGCGUCCCUCACACUCAUGCGUAAAUCAAGGGGACCGGAGAUAAAUAUCAAUGUCCUGGACAUCGGAGAGACAGUUAGAGUGGAGGUAAUACCUUCAGAAACGAUCGGUAGUAUAAAAGCUAGGCUCAAGUAUAAGUCAGAGAUUCGAAGUCACGAGUGGGAGUUGAUCUUUAAUGGAAUGGUUCUCCACGAUAACGAUACGCUUGCUGACCGUCACAUCAACAAGGAAUCCGAACUCCUACUUAUGCGCGUAUUAACAAGAGACGUGGAUAUAUCCAUCUGGACCCCCACUGAAAAGAGGUUUACGUUGGAAGUAAGACCCUCUAAUACCAUCCGUGAUGUGAAAUCCAAGAUCCAGGAUAAGCUUGGUAUUCCCCGGUCCUACCGGAGACUCAUCUUUCGUGGAAAGCAUUUGGAUGAUAGCGUUACCCUUGUUGAAUACCACAUUGAAGAGGAAGAUGAACUUCAACUUAAGUUCGAUGAUUAA
Molecule: messenger RNA, 936 nt
Organism: Helianthus annuus (common sunflower)
Lineage: Eukaryota; Viridiplantae; Streptophyta; Magnoliopsida; Asterales; Asteraceae
Product: polyubiquitin-B
Exons: 2
Coding region: 1-936 (311 amino acids)
Biological process (GO): modification-dependent protein catabolic process; protein ubiquitination
Cellular component (GO): cytoplasm; nucleus
Molecular function (GO): ubiquitin protein ligase binding; protein tag activity
Source: RefSeq, a predicted model, not a curated record